Messenger RNA from Cimex lectularius (bed bug), 1356 nucleotides. RefSeq lists its product as uncharacterized. Bases 339 to 1118 code for a protein of 259 amino acids. The transcript has 4 exons. The record is from RefSeq and is a predicted model, not a curated record. Lineage: Eukaryota; Metazoa; Arthropoda; Insecta; Hemiptera; Cimicidae.
AAAUCCAGUCCUAUUCUAUCCUUUGAGCCGUCUUUGAACAAGAUCGGCCCCGUCUCGUCAACAAUGUGCCCGUCGGAUGCGAUGAAGUUUUCCAGGAUCAAAUGAUUUUUUUUCCGCUUCCUUCGGCCCUUCAGGACACGAACGUCUCCGCCGGAUAUGAGCUCCCCCGAACCAGAUUAAUUCUGAGAACUUAAGGAUCAAAACAAACCGAAAAAGAAACCACUGGUCGCAGAUUAGUCACAAACUGACGUCACGAGGCGAACGGAUAUCAUUCUGCUAUUCGCUCUAGUCUCUUUCGAGUCCACGGCACCGACAGAUAAAACACCUGCAGUUCAACAAUGCCGAGACAGAGAAAUUCUGUAAGCGUAAACGAGGAACCCAGCGACACCAGAGAGAGAUUGGUGAAUUUGAUCCUCAACAGGCGUCGGGAAGCGCAAAGGAAUCUCCAUAGGCUCAACCCGUUGGAAGUCGCCCUGCCGAAUUUCGAACUGGAACUUUUGGCGGCUGAGCGCAGGGAGAUACAGUUGAUCUCAGCAAAUGGAGAUACCAGUGGGCGAAGAAACGCAGUCGGACGUAUAAACAUCCCGAAAAACCCGACUAGUCAAACGUCAUCGUUAGACGAGUACGGAGGAAAGAUAAUAAACCUUUACCCGUUAAACCCGGACGGGUCUUUUGCUGAAGGUUUUGAUGAAUCGGAAACGUCGGUCACUUAUGAGAGGCGCCCCGAAACUGCCAGAAAAACCGCUAUAAAAAAAAGUCACUCAUCAGAAUUGAAAUACUCCAACAAUUACAACGGCGGGCGGUAUAAUUCACCGUCUCCUCAAUGCGCCUACAACGAUUACGAUUCAUCGGAUUGCGACAGCUAUGAUAGCUCGUUCGAGGAGAAGCACGGCUGUAUUCCGCCCAUCAAUAUCAACAGCAGGGAUGCCAAAAAGCGUAAAACUGACCUCGAGAAAUUCUUGGGAUCGCAAUUAGCCAAAGAGGCUGCGUUUAACGCCGCUGCGAAAUCUGCGGGAGCCAUCAAGCCUCGAGAAGAGCGAGUGGACAUCAUGGACAUUUGGUCAAAACCGUUUGGCUGGUUUACUCUCCCUGGUGAAAAAAUGCAAAAGUUCAAGUGAUUCAGUUUCACCCAAAAACUUUUAUCAAUUUUUUUAAAUUAAGUGUUUUUCUUUAAACAAAUUGCCAUUUUAAUGAUUAAAUUUAGGCAUAUCCAUUAAUAAUAUGGUUUUUUAAAUAAAAAUAAAUAAUUUUAUUGUGUUUAUAUAUUCAUUCUUUAAAAAUAUUGUUUAAUUGGACUGCAUAAUUGUUUAAUGAACCAAGGAAAUAGAUUAUUAAAUAAUAUACUACUAACUACUA